CAAUUGCGUGAUAUCACUUACUUAUCUUAUGCUUUAUCACAUAUUUUAUUUUAAGAGGAUUAAAACUUAAGUAACAAUAUUUAAGUACUUGAUUAGAGUAUAGAAAUAGAUGCAAUUGCAUGAAUAAAUGAUAAGAAAUUAGUAAAGUCACGCGACAACGGUGGGUGUCUAUAACAUAAACAUUAAAUCAGUUAUAGUAUUGCGCCGGCACGCAAAAAUACAUAUUAACAGUUAUUGAGAAACUGAUCGGUAAAUAUUGCCUCACGAAACAAAAGCGAAGCGAAACCGGUUGAUCCUCAGAGUUCAGACUACUUUAAUCUGAAAUCAUCAGUUGAACGAUGAGUGCCUUAAACACCAAACAUUGCGUGCUCUUUUUCUUGCUGGCCAUCUCGCCUAAUCCUCGUGCUAAGCGUGGAAGCGGUGGAUUCUGGAACAGGAUUAGUAGUUUACUGGACGUGGACGUUUCUCUCUCCGAUGUCAAAUUUUACUACUACAAUCAACAGAUUAGAGACAAUCCGACCGUUAUUAAUCUAGAAGAGUUUGAUGGCAAUGUGUCCACCAUCUUGGAUCCUACACUACCAAGUUAUUUUAUUUCCCACGGGAGUGGCGACUCAUACAGUGGUAUGAUAAGUUUUAAGAAUUUAAUUCUUGAUCUGGAAGACGCUAAUGUUUUCCUUGUGGAUUGGAGUAAACACGCAGCGAUGUUUUACACCAUAGUGGUGACGUGCGUGCCGAAAUUGACCGCUAUUAUGGGCGAGGCAGUGGACAAAUACAUGGUUAUUAACAAUAUCCCUUAUGAUAAUAUCAAAUUGAUUGGGCACAGUUUAGGUUCGCACGUUGUUGGCGGUAUUGGAGCACACCUAAAAGGAAAAGCUAAUUAUAUAAUAGGACUGGACCCGGCAGCUCCAUUAUUCCAGAAUGAAGCGCCUGAAAAUCGCCUGGAUUCUACUGAUGCGCAGUAUGUGCAGAUUUUGCAUACGAAUGGUGGUUUCCAGGGUAUGAUGAAGUCUAUAGGUCAUGCUGAUUUUUACCCUAAUGGCGGAGGUAUGAGUCAACCAGGGUGCGGAUCUGAUUUGUUUGGUUCCUGUGCGCAUGCUCGAGCGACAGCUAUUUUUCGAGAAUCCUUGAAAACAGGUGGAUUUUGUGGUAGGAAUUGUUCGAGUUAUGAGGAGUAUAAAAAUGGCAAAUGCGAUGAUAACAGCGUAUCAUAUUUCGGGACGAUAUCACUGGACAAGACUGCGCAAGGUUCAUUUUAUUUCGACACCAAUGCCAAAUCGCCAUACGCGACAGGAAAAUGUUGAUAAAAGUGAUUACUUGAUUAAAUGAUCGUACGAUUCCUAUUUUUUGUAAUUAAGGAUAUAAAAUAAAGAGCAUCGGAUGAUUCUGAUCACUUUAAA
This is a messenger RNA of Dalotia coriaria, 1397 nucleotides long. Its product is annotated as lipase member H-like. Lineage: Eukaryota; Metazoa; Arthropoda; Insecta; Coleoptera; Staphylinidae. Gene Ontology annotation, biological process: lipid catabolic process. The transcript has 3 exons. Gene Ontology annotation, molecular function: lipase activity. Bases 339 to 1301 code for a protein of 320 amino acids. The record is from RefSeq and is a predicted model, not a curated record.